AUGGCUAGCAUCAGGGUAGCCCGAGAGAUUCAGGAUAGCUUUCUAACGUGUGCUAUAUGUUUUCAAACGUUCGUUAAACCGAAAGCCUUACCAUGCCUUCACACAUUCUGUGAGGGCUGUCUGCGGGAUUAUAUUGUUAGUCGAUAUGAAAACACAGGACAGUUCCCAUGUCCGGUAUGCAGACAGGUGAUCUACACCCCUUACAAUGGCGUAGUUGACUUCCCAGAUAACCAUUUCAUCAAGAGUCUUCGGGACACAGUGGAGGAAGACGGGGAGCUCAAACGUUUCGUUGAAUCAACCGAGGUCACAGAAGGUAACUUCACGGUGGAUACACCAAACUCCGCGAAGGAACCUCUCUUGGGCGCUUCGAAUCAUCAUGUGUCAUACGGUAAGAAGCGUCAGGCUGAAUUCGUGAGAAGUUUCGGAAGUUUUGGAAUGGAAGCUGAACAGUUUGUUCAGAUUUCGGGACUGGCGUUGUCAACUCUUACAGACGAUAUACUCGUAGCAGACUGCAGUUUGAACAAGGUUCUUGUGUAUUCCUUCUGCGGCGAUUAUCGUGGCGGAUUUGUCUGCGACUGCUCUAUACGAGACAUAUCUGUCACGAGAUCUGGUUCCAUACUUGCGUCGGUUAGCAGGGCAGGCUCUGCCAUACUUCGAGAGUAUGGGUUUGACGGUAGACUGAUGGCAUCCUAUGGGUCUUACCACAAGUACGAAAACCCAUUCGGAGUUAAAGUGGCAAGAACAGGAAAAGUACUUAUAACCAGUUUACAAUUUAAUACGAUCAACGUUUUUACGGAUAGGAAACGACCUUCGAUCAAAUUUGGCUCUCGCGGAAAAGGACCAAACCAUUUCCUGCUUCCCUAUUAUGUGACAGUAAAUGGGCGGGACGAUAUCAUCGUAUCGGAUAGCGGAAAUCAUAGAAUCAAAGUCCAUAAAAACGACGGAACAAUAAUCCAUAGUUUUGGGACACAAGGGUCCAAAGAAGGCGAACUGUUUUACCCUAUGGGUGUGUGUACGGACAGAAACGACAAUAUCUAUGUUGCCGAUGCGAACAAUUUCCGCGUGCAAAUGUUCUCGCGGGAAGGCCGGUACUUGGCGACUCCUGUUGCCAAUACCUACAAAUUGGGUGUAGACGUAAAACCGAUCAAUGUUCUCUGUGUUAAAGAUAAACUUUUCGUGAGUUUUCGUGGUACGAAGUUUGCUGAAGUACAUAUCUAUCAUUGGGAUGUGUCCGGGUAUAAAGCCCCGGUUAAGAAAAAGAAAAAAUCGGUAUUUACGUCUUGUUGUGGUUGUCUUGAGGAUGAAACACAAUCUAACGAAGGUGGCUAUGGCAGCAGCUGGGCUUAG
Molecule: messenger RNA, 1347 nt
Organism: Ylistrum balloti
Lineage: Eukaryota; Metazoa; Mollusca; Bivalvia; Pectinida; Pectinidae
Product: tripartite motif-containing protein 2-like
Exons: 2
Coding region: 1-1347 (448 amino acids)
Biological process (GO): proteasome-mediated ubiquitin-dependent protein catabolic process; protein polyubiquitination
Molecular function (GO): protein binding; ubiquitin protein ligase activity
Source: RefSeq, a predicted model, not a curated record